UUACUGCCCUGCAGUGUGGCUUAGGUGUUUCAUUUACUCAAGGUUACCAUGCCAUGCUGUUUGUGUUAGUAAUGAAGAGCUGCUGCAGGAGGCAGCUGACAGUAGCAUCUUGCUGUAAAGAGAAACCGGCACACAUUUUCCGAGGCAGUGGUACUUUAAUUUGGAUGUUGAUACUGAAAUUAGGGUAAAAGAGAAUAUUUGAGAAGACUCCUUCAAGUCUCGGUAUACAAACCUAAUAAAAGAGCAGCUCAAUGAACACUCAAGAGAAAGGAAAAGCUCAGGAGGAUGCAUUUCAGAGACUAACAAAACGAAGUAAUGGAGAUGAGUCGACUUGUAAAAAUCAAUGGGGGUCGACAGCAGUUCCAGAAUCUAACCUUGAACCUAUUUAUGAGCGUGAUAAAGAAAACUUGGAAAACGAAGAUGAAAAUCAGUCUGGUCCUGUUUCUGAGGAGGAGAUUCCAUUAUAUGUACAGUUUCUAUACAGUCAUUUAGGGAAAGACAGAGCUGAGGAUUUUCUGCACCCAACUAUUGUGCAACAUGAUGCUUCUGCCAAAGUGAAACAGAUGUAUAAACUAUUUGAAGGAACUAUGGAUUCAGAAGAGAUCUGGAACAUGUUAAGAACAGAAUCAAAGUUCAGAUUAAUUGACUUGGACUUCACUUUUUCACGACAACUUAAAGCAGCUUAUGACAGCUAUAUCAGAGACAUGAUGAUAAGGAAGAAGCUUAAUGUACAGAUAUCAGAUAUGGAGAAUUCCUCCACCAACAAGGUGAACAUUUUACAGCGCAUAAGAAAAGAAUACUUAAAGCAGCUGGCACUGAUGUACAUGGCUUCUGAGCUAAACCAAGAAAAAUCUCAGCUGAUCCUGGCUAAUAACCCACUUUCUGAACUCAAUGACUUGGAAAACUGCAGUCCAAUCAAAUAUUUGAGUGACACGUCCUUGUUGAAGCAACAAGAGUCAUCUAGAAGGACCUGUGUAUUUCCACCCUUAAUUUGCUACAAGAAACAGCCUCCAAUAAUUACAAAUUAUACCUGUCUAAAGAAAAGCAUGGACAGCAAAUCUCAUAAAAAUCUAAACAGCAGACUCCAGGCCCAUCCUGUGCCUUCUACGCAUUUGCCACAAAUUCUACCUGCUCGGGCAUUGCUACCUGUUAAGGAGGCUGCUUUGAGAUCAGACAUCAGCAAUUUCUAUUAGAUGCAGUGAAAGCAUCCAUUUCAACAACAUCAAGCUAUUUGAACCUGUCCCUCUGUCUGCACUCAUGGAGACAUCGCCAAUAAAUUCUUUUACAGAAGGAGGGCUCAGUUAUUUCCAAGCACCUCAAUGGACUAUGACUAUUGCAGCAGAAACGUAUCACCAGAAAGCAUCUUAUGUACAUAGCUGCUAUAUGCCUGUCACUAAACUGGCACGCUUGGGCUGACCUGCAUGGCUUGCUGCUGCCGUAAUCCUCACCAGGAGGAGAUUUCAGAGGAUGAGAUGAGAGAUAGAGAGCAUCUGUUGCACAUAUUCGUGUGUGUGGUUUUAUUGUCACAAUUAAUUUCUUUGCUUUUGUUUACCAGCCUAUUUUACUAUACUGUAUAGGGCCUACAUUCCUGUAGUAUUUGUACUGAGAAAUCAGAGGAAAGCUUAAAAAUAGCACAAAGUAAAAAAUGUACUGUUCUGCUUAACCUAUACGAGUAUGUUUGCAAAUCAUGUGCAAUUCUCACAUUCUCUGUUAGUUAACACAUGCAAGUUUAAAUUCUACUGCAAUAUGUAAAUGUGACAAUAUGGAAGCUAUAAACCUAUUUUAUACAUUUCAUGACUUUCUUUAUUUCUUUCUAAAUAGUAGCAGUGAAAAUUAGCCUACAUGAUUUGCAUUGUAAACUAUCAUUAAACAUUUUUCAUGUACUGUAUUUGAUAGAUGAUAGAGCUCUUCUAAACAGUGUAGAUUUCUGACCAUGUAGGGUUUCAUAUGUACAGUCACUUAAAGAAUAUUAGACCAAGUAACAGACUACUUUUGUCUAAUACGUCGAACGGGAUGGAUUAUUUAAUUUUAAAUGGUGCAUUUGAAUUCAAUAUUAGGAGGACAAGACACGGUCAAUAAUCUUCUGUAUGGAUAAUGAUAUAAAUGUAUUACAGAACUAAUCUCUCUAUUAUAAAAGAAAAUCUUGAGACAAGACUAUUGCCAAUAGAUUUUUUCAAGUCCUGCCCUCAUCUCAACCAUUUACGGUUAACAGCCCAUUCCCACGGUCCUCUCACAUGUCAUUCGUGUGAAUGCUUUAAUCAGACACAGUUCCUGUGCUCUCAGCUCUUAUACAUUUU
Polypterus senegalus (gray bichir) is the source of this 2297-nucleotide messenger RNA. RefSeq lists its product as uncharacterized. Lineage: Eukaryota; Metazoa; Chordata; Cladistia; Polypteriformes; Polypteridae. The record is from RefSeq and is a predicted model, not a curated record. The transcript is spliced from 9 exons. Bases 252 to 1193 code for a protein of 313 amino acids.